Anastrepha obliqua is the source of this 754-nucleotide messenger RNA. RefSeq names its product farnesol dehydrogenase-like. NCBI's taxonomy places the organism in Eukaryota, Metazoa, Arthropoda, Insecta, Diptera, Tephritidae. The record is from RefSeq and is a predicted model, not a curated record. Bases 1 to 744 code for a protein of 247 amino acids. The transcript is spliced from 2 exons.
AUGGAACGUUGGCACAAACAUAUUGCUGUAGUAACCGGCGCCAGUUCGGGCAUUGGCACAGCCGUCGUAAAAGAUCUUGUGCGUGAAGGAGUCAUUGUAGUCGCAUUAGCGCGUCGCCUGGAUCGCUUGGAUGUCAUACGUAACUCAUUACCGGAGGACCAGCAAUCGCGCUUCUAUGCGCGAAAAUGUGAUGUAACUGUGGAAAAAGAAGUCAACGAUACCUUCGAUUGGAUUGAGCAAACACUUGGCGGUGUGGAUAUUCUAGUCAAUAACGCAGGCGUACUAAUACCAGGAUCCUUGCUCACACAGGAGCUUAGCGCAAUCAAUCAAGUACUACAAACAAAUAUUGUGGGCGUGGUGCAUUGUACACAGCGUGCAUUUAAAUCGAUGAAAGCACGUAAUUUCGACGGUCAUGUGAUCUUGAUCAAUAGCAUCACCGGGCAUAAUGUGCUGCAGCAUCCAGUUGACGAGGUGCCCAAUUUCAAUAUAUAUGGACCGAGCAAAUAUGCCAUUACGUCAAUUAAUGAAGUAUUACGACAGGAAUUCCGUGGUUACAAAACCAAAAUCAAGAUUACUAGUGUGAGCCCAGGGUUCGUGGAUACUGAAAUUGUACCAGAGUCAUUCCAAAGUGAUUGCAUGUUGCGUCCAGAAGACAUAUCGGCCGGUAUUGUGUAUGCUCUUGGUACUCCGCCGCAUGUGCAAGUGCAUGAGUUGACUAUUAAACCUGUAGGUGAAGCUUAUUAGGUUAACUUAG